UCUCCCUGCGGGAAGUCGGGGAGAAUGGGAUGAUAGGUGCAGGGUGGGGAGGCAGAGGUACCCCGGCCCGCGACCCCACUGAAGCCUGGCAUCCACUCCUGGGUGCUGGGGGGAGGCGGAGGCCCCCUGCCAGGUGCUGAGUCAUGGGCAUCCCCCAGGGCCCCUGCCUCCCUCCCUCAGCCUCUCCUCCUGCCUCCUCUGAGACACCCGUGACUCACACAGUCAUCUCGGGAGGAGGAGCCCGGGAGGCUGGAGGGGGUGUCCCCGGCCCCUCCCCUGGCUCCACCGGCUGCUGCCACCGGAGAGGGGCCGGCGCCUCCCAUGCUCACUCCCCAGCCCGCKGCUUGGCAGGCGGCAGGACCCGGGCGCCAGGUGGAACCUCUGGGGUAGAUCCUGAAAGGGGGUCCUCUGAAGGACCCUCCACCUGGCACCAGGUGGUGACUUCCCGGGUGACUUCCGGGGAGGAUGAUGGCUGCCCGGGUGCCGCUGUUCCUCCUGAGUCUGCUCUUCCUGGCUAAAGGUGCCCAUGGCGGUGGCCCCAGGGAAGACUUCCGCUUCUGUGGCCAGCGGAACCAGACGCAGCGGAGCAGGCUCCAGUACCUGCACACUCCGGAGCUGCACAUCUCCAUCAGGAACUCCGAGGACGCCCUCACCAUCCUCGCCCCCUUUCCCGAGGUCCCCGAGGCUUCCCGGGCCUUCCCCGAGCCCAGGGGCGUCUACCACUUCUGCCUCUACUGGACCCGCCACACGGGCAGGUUCCACCUUCGCUAUGGCAAGAACGACUUCCUGCUGAGUGACCGGGCCUCAGACCUCCUCUGCUUCCAGCACCAAAAGGAAGGUCGGGGCCAGGGGCCCCUGCUGCUCGCCACCUCCGUCAGCUCCUGGUGGAGCCCCCAGAACACCAGCCUGCGGGGUGCCACCGGCUUCACCUUCUCCUUCCACAAGCCCACCGAGAAGGCCUUGCCCAACGCCUCCUGGGACAUGUGUGACCUCAAGAGGGACCUGGGGAUGCUCAGCCGGCUCCUGAAGCAGCCCCUGAAGUCCCCCAGGAGGCCCUCGUCCACCCUCGCCAGCCAGCAGCUGCAGAGCCUGGAGUCCAAGCUGGCCUCCGUGAGCUUCCCCGGGGACUCCGUGUCCUUCGAGGAGGACCUGGUCAACGCCACCGUGUGGAAGCUGCAGCCCAGCGCCAGCCUCCAGGACCUGCACAUCCACUCCCGGCAGGAGGAGGAGCAGAGCCAGGUCCGGGAGUACUCGGUGCUGCUGCCGCGCACACUCCUCCAGCAGGGCAAAGGCCGGAGAGGGGAGGCCGAGAAGAGACUCUUGCUGGUGGACUUCAGCAGCCAGGCCCUGUUCCAGGAUAAAAAUGCCAGCCAGGUUCUGGGUGAGAAGGUCCUGGGCAUCGUGGUGCAGGACACCAAAGUCGCCAACCUCCCGGAGCCCGUGGUGCUCACCUUCCAGCACCUGCCGCAGCCGAAGAAYGUGACCCUACAGUGUGUAUUCUGGGUGGAAGACCCCACGAUGAGCAGCCCCGGGAGCUGGAGCAACGCGGGGUGCGAGACCAUCAGCAGGGAAACGCACACGUCCUGCCUCUGCAACCACCUCACCUAUUUCGCAGUGCUGAUGGUGGGCGCCUCUCCCCGACCGCGAGCCACAACACGGGCUGAGUUCUUGUCCCCUGCCCGGCACUUGUCGCUUAUUAAUCUGUUUAGUCCUCAUUACUACACUCCAGGGUAGUUCUUGUGUCAACGGUGGCCCCGCCCCCGCAGGAAGAAGCCCCGGGACUACACGGUCAAGGUGCACAUGAACUUGCUGCUGGCCGUCUUCCUGCUGGACGUGAGCUUCCUGCUCAGCGAGCCCGUGGCGCUGACGGGCUCCGAGGCCGGCUGCCGGGCCAGCGCCAUCUUCCUGCACUUCUCCCUCCUCGCCUGCCUCUCCUGGAUGGGCCUCGAGGGCUACAACCUGUACCGCCUGGUGGUCGAGGUCUUCGGCACCUACGUCCCUGGCUACAUGCUCAAGAUGAGUGUCGUGGGCUGGGGCUUCCCCAUCUUCCUGGUGACGUUGGUGGCACUGGUGGACGUGAACAACUACGGCCCUAUCAUCCUGGCUGUGCACAGGACCCCAGUGAGCGUCAUCUACCCUUCCAUGUGCUGGAUCCGGGACUCCCUGGUCAGCUACGUCACCAACCUCGGCCUCUUCAGCCUGGUGUUUCUGUUCAACAUGGCCAUGCUGGGCACCAUGGUGGUGCAGAUCCUGCGGCUGCGCCCACACAAUCAAAAGUGGCCCCACGUGCUGACGCUGCUGGGCCUCAGCCUGGUCCUCGGCCUGCCCUGGGCCUUGGUCUUCUUCUCCUUUGCCUCUGGCACCUUCCAGCUCGUCAUCCUCUACCUCUUCAGCAUCGUCACCUCCUUCCAAGGCUUCCUCAUCUUCCUCUGGUACUGGUCCAUGCGGCUGCAGGCUCGUGGCGGCCCCUCCCCUCUGAAGAGCAGCUCGGACAGCGCCCGGCUGCCCAUCAGCUCGGGCAGCACCUCGUCCAGCCGCAUCUAGGCCUCCAGCCCUGCUGCCCCGCAUGAGGACGCAGAGAUGAGGCCUCUGCUCGCGCUGCCCACGGCCCCCAGGCUGAGCACCACCUCUGACAGCCAGUGGCCGGCCAGAGAAGGCCGAGGACCCUGGAGGAUGGACUGUCACCACGGCAACCAGACAUCCAUCUGGCCUUGGGGACUACUCAGCUCCCAAGUCCAGCUUCCAAAGGGCUCACCAUACUGCCACGGAGGCUGUGGGGCUGUCCCCACAGCUGUCCAAACUGGGGCUGAAGCCUUGUCUUUCCUGCCCACCCCAGGGCMCGGCCUUCAUUGUUGGGUGGGACCUGCAGGCCCCAGGCUCAGGCCUUGGGCCAUGGAGGCCACAGGCAUCCCAAGCCUGUGCCCCUGCCCAGGACAAAAACAUGGCGGUAGCAACUCAGUCUCUAGUGGUCACCAUGGCGGCACCCUGAAGCUCCUGUCCUUUUAACCUGAGGGUGGCCAAUGGGUUGAGGCAGAGUGUUGAGCCGGAGCCCUGGAGGAGAGGUCUCCUCUCCAGAAUGAGCUGCAGGGCACCCACCUGAGCCCAGUCCUGCCUCAGCACCAGCCCCCCAGUCGCUCUGCCCAUCUGCCAACAUGUUGAUAACCCUCCACCCACCGCCUGGCCCGGCCAUCCAGCUGCCUCCACCCUUGCUCACAUUCCAGAGGGGCCGGCCCUGCCCUCCUAUGGCAAGAACUAUGGAACACAGGAGCCUCGUCUAACUUCCAUCCCGGCACUCUGGGCUGUCCUACUCUGGGGACACUGGCCUGAGCCUGAUGCCUCCUAAGGAGUCACCUUAAAUCCCUGCMAAUGGCCGGGACACACCGUCAUGGUGAAUUCUGUCCAAUAAACACAGGCUGGUCCAUUGCCAGCCUGGGCUGGAUAGUAGGGACACAGAUGACUGGAUCUGGCCACGUCCUCUGCACAGUCUUGCCCUGGUAGGUGAAGCCUACACUGAUAGCUGAGGAGCCGCUGGAGCCCAGGUGCAGAUCAGGGGCCAGAGCUGCAGCUGAGAAUCCAGGAGGACUCCCUGCAGGAGGCAGCGUCCCUUCUACAUCUCGCUCUUAAGGAUGGGGGAGGGGGUUGUUCUUUGGUGUUCUUUUCGAGGAUGUUCUUUGUAAGUAGCAAUUUGUGUCUUUUGAUAUUAAAAGAAGUAUGUGUCUGUCGUAGACAAUUUAGAAACUGCAAAAGAUUGUCAAGAAGAGAAUAAAA
Messenger RNA from Urocitellus parryii (Arctic ground squirrel), 3768 nucleotides. The record is from RefSeq and is a predicted model, not a curated record. Lineage: Eukaryota; Metazoa; Chordata; Mammalia; Rodentia; Sciuridae.